Molecule: messenger RNA, 948 nt
Organism: Fusarium odoratissimum NRRL 54006
Lineage: Eukaryota; Fungi; Ascomycota; Sordariomycetes; Hypocreales; Nectriaceae
Product: 2,4-dienoyl-CoA reductase (NADPH2)
Exons: 3
Coding region: 1-948 (315 amino acids)
Biological process (GO): fatty acid catabolic process
Molecular function (GO): 2,4-dienoyl-CoA reductase (NADPH) activity
Source: RefSeq, a predicted model, not a curated record
AUGUCGUCUUCGCAGGGUGAAUUCGUCUCCAAAAUAUGGCAGAGCAGUCUUUUCGAUGACCGGGUAGUCUUCUGUACCGGCGGUAGCGGAACGAUUUGCUUCGCACAAGUGAAAGCCCUUGUCCACCUAGGAGCCGAUGCUUGCAUCGUCGGAAGAAAUUCUCAGAAGACUGAGAAAAUGGCCCAGGCUAUUGCUAAAGUCCGUGCCGGCUCCAAGGUGAUCGGCAUUGGCAACAUUGAUGUGCGCAAGUUAGAGGCAUUAGAGGGUGCCGUCAGUCAAUGUGUACGAGAGCUCGGCGGUAUUGAUUUUGUGAUUGCCGGAGCAGCUGGCAACUUCCUCGCACCGAUCGACGGCCUUUCUGCCAAUGCGUUCAAGAGUGUAGUGGACAUUGAUCUACUGGGAUCGUACAACACGCUCAAGUCCACUCUACCCUAUCUACUAGCCUCAGCCGCAAGGAACAGGAACCCUGGUUCACCAACUGGCGGUCGCAUCAUUUUCGUCUCUGCCACGUUCCACUAUACCGGAGUUCCCUACCAAAGCCACGUCGCCGCGGCAAAGGCUGGCGUGGAUGCGCUCUCUGCGUCUGUUGCCUUGGAGUAUGGCCCAAGAGGGCUGACAUCCAAUGUCAUCAGCCCCGGAGGCAUUGAAGGAACUGAGGGGCUUCAAAGACUUUCGAGCGAAGCUUCGCGAGAGUCUGGACAAGCAGCCCGCAAUAUCCCGCUGGGAAGAUACGGCCUUCUCAAGGAGGUUUCCGAUGCCACCGUAUUCCUUUUCAGUGAAGCUGGUAAUUACAUCAAUGGCCAUGUCUUGGUAGUAGAUGGUGGCGCUUGGAGAUUGCCAGGCCUCGCAGGCAUGUCAGCAGGCUUGGCGUACCCCGAUAUUGUCCUUGGCGAUCAAUUAUUGCCUACCGACAUAAAGACCGGCCGUGGAACCAACUCGAAGUUGUGA